CAAAAUUCGAUCCGUCUUCAGUCCGCUCUGCUAGCUUCCGCCAACGAGGUUCUGGAUUUGUAUGAAAUUAGGUGCAGUUGUGAAGGGUAUAUAUAUUCACUAGCGCUCGGAAAGCUUUGAGUCUGUGACUGUAAUCUAGUUGUGAUGCCUGAAUUCCUCUGUAGGUGGAGUGAGCUUUUGAGGAGUGCAGGCAUGUUUAAGUCUGUGUUUCAGGCUAAUAUGAGUAGCGUGCUUAGUCAAGCUCUUGAUCGUUAGAUUUGUGUCUGAAGAUUUUUUUUUGUAAUUUUUUUUCUGAUCUAGUGUAUGUGCCGAGAUUGAUUGUCUGAUUAUGUCAGCGAGUGGUAGUUGUGUUGAAUAAUCUCCAGCGCAACCUGCCCUCUUUUCUCUGGAGAUCGUUUUUGGUCUGGUAGUGGUGGUGAAGGGAGAGAUUCGCCAUGAAGUUUUCCAAGGUUGCAGUCUGGGCCGUGGCUUUCAUGUUGGUGUUGACACGCUUCAUGGGUGUCGAGGUUCACGCCGGCAAAGCCCAGCGCUUGGAGAGCGUCAGAAGUGUGUCCCGUGAGAGCAAAUUUGAGCAAUCGUUGGGCGAAGGCCAACGUGUGAUAGACAUCUACGACUACCCCGAUGGACGGGGAUUUGUAGCCGAUCUGGAGGUAAUUGAACAGACACAACUUUACGGACCCGACAUCAGCGAGCUCCGCAUGAGUGUCAGAGUAGAGGGCCAGUUUCGACUUCACGUGCAAAUCUCGGACAAGAGCAACUCGCGUUGGGAAGUACCGCUCUCCCUCGUCCCACGCAACGAUCCUUCUCUGAGGAAGGGCAGCCGAUUCGCCUUACCUCAAGAGCAGCUCAUCAAGCUUACCUACACCACCAAGCCGUUCGGAUUCGCCGUCACGCGUAUCUCUAAUGAUGAGGUGCUUUUCAACUCCACUCCCAGCGUCAAGACGUCUCUCGAAGGUGUGGAGUCCCCCUCAUUCAAUUCCAUGGUCUUCAAAGAUCAGUAUCUGGAGAUUUCCACCCACAUCCCGAGCUCCGCUACGCUGUUUGGACUUGGCGAAAGCACGAGGCCAGACGGGCUUCCCCUUGUGAAGGGCAAAACGUACUCGCUGUGGGCCACUGACAUCGGCGCCAUGAACGCGAAUGUGGACUUGUAUGGAGCCUACCCUUACUACAUUGACGUGCGUGCUGGAGGAUUGACACACGGCGUCCUGUUGCUGAAUAGCAAUGCCAUGGACAUUCACUACGGUGGCAAUUUUCUGACGUAUCGUGUGAUUGGCGGCACAUUCGACUUCUACUUCUUCGUAGGACCCACCCCGCUCGACGUGGUAGACCAGUACACGGAGCUCGUGGGCCGGCCUGCGCCGAUGCCGUAUUGGUCUUUCGGUUUCCACCAGUGCAGGUGGGGAUACAAGAAUGUGGAUGAACUCAAGUACGUGGUGGAGAACUUUAAGAGGGCCAGUAUCCCCCUGGACACAAUCUGGAACGACAUCGAUUACAUGCAGAACUACUUGGAUUUCACCGCCGAUCCUGUCAACUAUCCCGAGGAGCAGCUUAAGGAUUUUGUCGAGGAGCUCCACGCCAAUGGACAACACUACGUUCUGAUUCUUGAUCCUGGAAUUAGUAUAGCUUAUGAGAAUUACACCACUCUCAAGCGCGGCCUUGCGGAAGACAUCUUCCUGAAGGAUGAGCAGAACGAGAACUACCUCGCCCAAGUGUGGCCCGGGCCUGUGUACUUCCCCGAUUUUUUCAAUCCCAAGGGAAGUGCAUGGUGGGCUAAUGAGAUAUCCGAGUUUCACAAAAAAAUCCCCUUCGACGGACUCUGGAUCGACAUGAACGAGGUCUCAAAUUUCUGCAGUGGCACGCAGUGCAAGUUCAACGGCGUGGUUUACCCGAACCUCAAUGAGUGCUAUUUGGAAUGCAAGGAGUCAUCGACGCAAUGGGAUAACCCACCUUACAAGAUCACGACCGCAUACAAGAAUAUCGGUGACAAGACUGUCGCGAUGGGAGUGAAGCACUUUGACGGCACCUUGGAGUACAAUGCGCACAACCUCUAUGGCUUGUCGGAGUCCAUUGCUACCAACAAGGCACUCCAGGCCACUCGCAAGAAGCGUCCCUUCAUUCUUGCAAGGUCAACCUUCGUAGGUUCUGGAGCACAGACCGCUCACUGGACCGGCGACAACGCUGCGACGUUCAAGGACCUGGAGUACUCAAUCGCUACCAUCUUGAACUCGGGAAUGGUAGGGGUUCCAAUGAUAGGGGCAGACAUCUGUGGCUUCGCCGGCGACUCCAACAUGGAGCUUUGCAACAGAUGGAUGCAGCUCGGAGCCUUCUACCCUUUCUCUCGGAACCAUAACAUCUUCGGUGCUAUUCCACAAGAACCCUACGUCUGGGACCAGGUCGCCUCGUCCUCCAGGGCAGCACUUAGCAUGCGGUAUCGCCUCCUCCCCUACUUCUACAGCCUUAUGUUUGAGGCGCACAACAAAGGCGCUCCCAUCGCCAGGCCUCUGUUCUUUGCUUUCCCCGAGGACAUCAACACCUUGAAGAUCAGCACCCAGUUCCUGCUCGGAAGCGGCGUCCUGGUAACCCCAGUCGUGCUCCCCGAGGCGACGACCGUGAAUGGCUACUUCCCUAUGGGCACAUGGUACAACCUCUUCGAUUACGCUUCCAAAGUGGAAAGCAAGGGGGAGCAUUUCGAACUCGCCGCUCCUUCGGACUCUAUCAACGUUCAUGUCCACGAGGGAACCAUAUUGCCGAUGCAAGAGAGCGCAUUAACAUCGGCCGAGGCGAUGACGACGCCCUUCACACUUGUGGUAGCAUUCCCAGCGUCGAAGUCCUCCGGCUUCGCCACAGGUAAGCUCUUCCUGGACAACGGUGACGACAUCGAGAUGGUGAUUCGCAAGGGCAGGUCUACUUUCGUGAGAUUCUUCGCCCAGCAAUCGGUGCAGCGAGGUGUUCUGUCGUCGAAGGUCGUGAGCGGAGACUACGCCAUCCAAAAAGGACUCACAGUACAGACAAUCAUCAUCCUUGGAGCCAACAGUGCUGCAACUUCUCUCACCAUCAACAGCGUCCAAGUUUCAUCAUCAAUUUCCUCAUCUUUUGAUUCCGCUGCAGCUUCCACCACCAUCUCAGGACUGAGUGUACCCGUCGGUAGCGAGUUUCAGCUCCAGUGGACAACGCAAGCGCAUUCAACAAGCCCUCAGGGCUUGAAUCUUGCAACAGUAACAUGUGGGGAGAAGCUUUAAAUUCUUCGGCAAACUCUCGGCACUGUCGUAGGUGUAUAUUAAACCUUCAAAAUUGGUUUAUACAAUUUUGUGAUGAGGGUCUAGAGACCAUCCGAUGGGAAGCCUCGAACUAGCUUCCCUCUAUCUUGGUUAGCAAUCACGUAGACUAAUACUUGACACCAGCAACCACUGCAAGCUCCUACUUUGCUUUGCAGACGUGUUGCUAAAAUGUAUGUCUAUAUGGGGCAAUCAAUCCCCCAAGAUCUGUACAAUACUAGAUAGCAAUCGAUAAUACAAUCAACAAUCCCAUUCAGAGUAAAUCUUCUUACA
This is a messenger RNA of Physcomitrium patens, 3548 nucleotides long. Its product is annotated as alpha-xylosidase 1. Lineage: Eukaryota; Viridiplantae; Streptophyta; Bryopsida; Funariales; Funariaceae. The record is from RefSeq and is a predicted model, not a curated record. Gene Ontology annotation, molecular function: carbohydrate binding; hydrolase activity, hydrolyzing O-glycosyl compounds. Gene Ontology annotation, biological process: carbohydrate metabolic process.